Messenger RNA from Penicillium lagena, 1119 nucleotides. Its product is annotated as NAD(P)-dependent alcohol dehydrogenase. The coding region runs from base 1 to 1119 and encodes 372 amino acids. The transcript has a single exon. Gene Ontology annotation, biological process: D-sorbitol catabolic process. Lineage: Eukaryota; Fungi; Ascomycota; Eurotiomycetes; Eurotiales; Aspergillaceae. Gene Ontology annotation, molecular function: zinc ion binding; L-iditol 2-dehydrogenase (NAD+) activity. The record is from RefSeq and is a predicted model, not a curated record.
AUGACAGCCGACACUCACAUCGCCGCAGUCCUCCACGGCGCCCAAGACUUACGCAUUGAAACAAGAAACACCACACCACCCAACUCCGACGAGGUUCAAGUCCGAAUCCUAGCCACGGGCAUCUGCGGAACAGACAUGCACUACUACCAGCACGGCAAAAACGGAAUGUUCGUUGUGCGCGGACCACUGGUCCUAGGCCACGAGGCCGCAGGCGAAAUCAUGGCUGUCGGGAACGACGUCACGCAGCAAUUUCAAGUCGGUGACCGUGUAGCUAUUGAACCUCAACGACCAUGUAAGAAAUGCGAUGUCUGUGUUUCUGGUCGCUAUAAUGUUUGUCCUCGCUUGAAGUUUACUGGGUCUGCGAGUGCGGACCCCCCGGUUCAUGGAUCGCUUCAGGAGUACUAUAAUCACCCUGCCGACUUUGUGCAUCGGAUUCCAGACACUGUUUCUUGGGAGGAAGCGGCGCUGUUGGAGCCGCUUUCUGUUUCGUUGCAUGCUGUUCGUCGGUGCGGGUUGAAGGUUGGGCAGUCGGUUCUGAUUCUCGGCGCCGGUGCUAUCGGGUUGCUUUGCGCCAACUUGGCACGGACUGCGGGUGCUUCCAGGGUGGUUAUUGCGGACAUAGAUCAAGCUAGACUAGAUUUUGCUCUUGGGAGAAGUAGAGCGCAUCGAGCUGUCGCGACUGCGUCAUAUCUGAUUGAUCCGUCCAAAGCGAAAGACUUAAAGGAGGACUUUGCAAAGCAUAUCGCGAACGAGAUUAUCCAGGGCGAAAAAUCUGGCGCAGCUGACGUUGUCUUUGAAUGCACCGGGGUCGAAUCGUGUUGCAACAUCGGAAUCAACUGCGCAGCACCGGGGGCAAAGGUAGUUCUGGUGGGCAUGGGUAGUCCGACUCAGAGUCUUGCCAUUGGAGCUGCUGCUGCUAGAGAGGCUGAUCUGCUAGCUGUUUGGAGAUAUGCAAAUACAUUUCCGACAGCUAUCAAGUUGGUCCAGAGCGGUCAAGUAUCGCUAAAGCAGCUUGCGACUCAUACGUUUGAUCUGCGCGAUGCUGAGAAAGGGUUCAAGACUGUUCUUUCGAAGCCGGCAAAUCUGAUCAAAUGUGUCAUUACAUCGUCGAAGCAUUGA